GAGUUGGUUAAGAGCACAAGCAAAAGCAAAACCCCAUUUAGUAAAACUAUGGGGUCUUCAAUGGCCUCUCUUUUGGCCACUCUUUUAGUGGUAACUAUCUCUCUUGGCCUGCCUUUUGAAACUUCUGCUGAUGAUCACUAUCUUUACUCUUCUCCUCCACCACCCAAGAAGCCUUACCACUACAAAUCUCCACCACCUCCGCCACCGGUGUACAAGUCACCACCACCCCCAGUUUACAAAUCUCCACCACCUCCAAAGAAACCCUACAAAUACAAGUCCCCCCCACCCCCACCACCAGUUUACAAGUCUCCACCACCACCACCAAAGAAGCCUUAUAAAUACAAGUCUCCACCACCACCAACUCCGGUUUACAAGUCUCCUCCUCCACCGGUGUAUAAGUCACCACCACCACCACACAAAAAGCCAUACAAGUACAAGUCCCCACCACCACCACCUCCAGUCCACAAGUUUCCACCACCAGCACCCAAGAAACCUUACAAGUACAAGUCUCCACCACCUCCUCCGGUUUAUAAGUCUCCUCCGCCACCUCCACCAGUCUAUAAGUCUCCUCCUCCUCCCAAGAAGCCAUAUAAGUACAAAUCCCCACCUCCUCCUCCUGUUUACAAGUCUCCACCUCCUCCCAAGAAGCCUUACAAGUACAAGUCCCCACCGCCUCCACCGGUUUACAAGUCUCCUCCUCCACCGGUGUAUAAGUCACCACCACCACCACACAAAAAGCCAUACAAGUACAAGUCCCCACCACCACCACCUCCAGUCCACAAGUUUCCACCACCACCACCCAAGAAGCCUUACAAGUACAAGUCUCCUCCACCCCCACCAGUUUACAAAUCUCCUCCACCACCUCCUCCCGUUUACAAGUCUCCACCACCUCCUCACAAAAAGCCAUACAAAUACAAAUCCCCACCUCCUCCUCCAGUUUACAAGUCCCCUCCUCCUCCUCAUUACAUCUACUCUUCACCCCCUCCUCCACACCACUACUAGAAAGUGUGCCUUUGAUGUCUAGCUUCCUUUUCAGGAGAAAGAAGAGAAAACAGUAUCAAAAUAAAGAAAGGGACAUAGUAUGAAGAGCUCGAUAUCUAGAGUGUGAAAGAAGUUAAGCGGGUUUCCGCGUUUGGUUUUAUUGUAUUAUCUUUGUUAAUUAGAAGAAGAAUAACAAGAUGCAUGUAAAAAAGAAAUUAAUUAUGAAAAGACUGCUCGAUGUGAUUUUCAUGCACUGAAUGCUUCUGUAAUAGUACUCCUCUUUGUUUCUAUUCUGGUCCACCUCGUUGAGCUGUAAUGUAAUUUUCAAUCUUUUUUGCAAAGCAAUGCAGAGAUUGUCCGUGUAAUAAAAUGAAAAUUUUAAUGGAUUUUCUUAUCAUGAA
This is a messenger RNA of Pistacia vera, 1382 nucleotides long. Its product is annotated as extensin-3-like. Gene Ontology annotation, biological process: plant-type cell wall organization. Lineage: Eukaryota; Viridiplantae; Streptophyta; Magnoliopsida; Sapindales; Anacardiaceae. The record is from RefSeq and is a predicted model, not a curated record. The transcript has 2 exons. Gene Ontology annotation, molecular function: structural constituent of cell wall. The coding region runs from base 49 to 1002 and encodes 317 amino acids.